AUGGGCUGGCCUUUUUUUGGUGAGACUAAUGAGUUUCUUAAGCAAGGCCCAGAGUUUAUGAAAACCCAAAGAUCAAGGUUUGGACAUGUUUUCAAGUCACACAUAUUGGGAAGUCCCACAAUUAUCUCAAUGGAGGCAGAGCUAAACAGAUACAUUUUGCUAAAUGAAUCAAAGGGAUUAGUCCCAGGUUAUCCAAAAUCCAUGCUUGAAAUUUUAGGCAAAAGGAAUAUAGCUGCUGUUACCGGCUCGAAUCACCGGCACAUUCGAAACAACAUGUUGUCCUUAAUCGGGACACAUUCGAUCAGAGACCGUCUUUUUUCGAUGAUCGAUAAGUACACCAGAGUUCACUUGUCCAAAUGGGUUGGUUUGAAUGUUGAUGUUCAAGAGAAAACAAUGGAUAUGGUUUUCUUUGUGGCCUUAAAGCAGAUAGCAGAAGCUGAAUCAGAGGAAUUGUACAAGAGGUUUAAGAUUGAGUUUGAUAAAUUGCUCAUAGGGUCACUUUCUUUGCCUAUUUACGUACCCGGCACGAAUUACUAUCGAGGAUUUAAGGGCAGGGAAAAUAUAGUCAAGAUUUUGAUAGAAUUGAUCGAAAAAAGAAGGGUCUCCCGAGCAAAUAAUCACGAUGACUUGCUAGGACUUUUGUUACGUGAAAUGGACUUGAAAAACGCGUUAAACGAAGCAGAAAUUAUCGAUCAGAUAAUCACGAUAUUGUACUCGGGUAGCGAAACUGUAUCCACAACUUUGAUGAUGGUUGUCAAGUAUUUGCAUGAUCAUCAAGAAGCUCUACAAGAACUAAGGGACGAACAUUUUUCGAUCCGAAAAGGGAAAAAUUACGAGCACCCACUCGAUUGGGACGAUUACAAAUCGAUGAGGUUUACGCGUGCUGUGGUUUUUGAGACAAUGAGGUUGGCUACUGUGGUCAAUGGGGUACUGAGGAAGACAACAACAGAUAUGAAAUUGAAUGGAUUUGUUGUUCCAAAAGGCUGGAGAAUAUAUGUCUACACAAGAGAGAUCAAUUAUGACCCAAUUAUGUAUGAAGAGCCACUUAAAUUCAAUCCAUGGAGAUGGCUGGAUAAGAACUUGGAAUCACAUAAUUAUUGCUUUCUGUUUGGAGGAGGAACCAGGCUUUGCCCUGGGAAAGAACUUGGAAUUGUCACAAUUUCAGUUUUUCUUCACUAUUUUGUAACUACAUGCAGAUGGGAAGAAGUUGGAGGAGAUGUCAUUUUGCAAUUUCCUAGAGUGGAGGCACCAAAUGGUUAUCACAUAAAUGUGAGGAAAAUGUGA
Messenger RNA from Striga hermonthica, 1284 nucleotides. Lineage: Eukaryota; Viridiplantae; Streptophyta; Magnoliopsida; Lamiales; Orobanchaceae. The record is from the annotation of a GenBank genome assembly.